AUGGCGAACAAGGGAAUGGAUAGGUCCUUCAUGACCGCUUCUGUGGAAGAUUUGGUCCAGAGGAUGUCCCUGACGGAGAAGGUGUCACUUCUUUCCGGCGAGGAUUGGUGGAGGACCACCGCCGUGCCCAGACUCAACAUCCCUUCCAUCAAGCUCACCGAUGGACCUAACGGCGCCCGAGGUCAAUCUUUCUUCAAAAUGACCCCCGCCGUGGUUCUUCCCAACGCCACCGGCCUUGCUGCUACAUUCUCUCCCACCCUCCCCGCAGAAGCCGGUCGUCUCCUGGCCGCCGAGACCAAAGCACGAGGGGCUGUCGGCCUAUUGGCCCCGACCAUCAAUAUCUGCCGCAGUCCUCUUGGAGGCAGGACCUUCGAGUCAUUCGGGGAAGAUCCGACCCUCAGCGGUAUCAUGGCUGCCAAGUAUGUGAGUGCCCUCCAGGAUGACGGGAUCAGCGCAGCGAUCAAGCACUUUGUCGCCAAUGACCAGGAGCAUGAACGAAUGGGUCAAGACUCCAUCAUUGCGCCCAGAGCGCUUCGGGAGAUUUAUCUUCGACCAUUUCACAUUGCUCAGGCGUUAGCCAAGCCCUGGUCAUACAUGACGUCGUACAACAAGCUCAACGGCACCCAUUGCUCCGAGCAUGAGUGGUUGUUGAGCGGCCUUCUCCGAACCGAAUGGGGGUUUGACGGACUCGUCAUGUCCUACUGGAUGGGGACAUAUUCUGUCGCCGAGGCGAUCAACGCCGGGCUUGAUUUGGAGAUGCCGGGGAAGCCCCGAUGGCGUCAACUGUCGCUCGUGCGGCAGUUGAUGAAUGCUCACAAGAUCUCGCCAGUGACAAUCGACGAGCGCGUGAGAACCAUCUUGAAAUGGGUCCAAAAACUUGUCGUGCUCAACCCUGACACUGUUUACGGGCGCGAUGACUCGAUAGAAUGGACGCGAACGGAAGACCAGGCGGCAGACGCGGCGCUGAUACGGCGCAUCGGCAACGAGGCAAUCGUAAUGCUGAAGAACGAAUCUGCGAGGCUUCGACCAGCCUGGUGUGUCACACCAUGGCAGGGAUUAGUUGACAACAAGCCGGACCAAGUGGACUUACGAUACGCCCUGGGCUGCAAGGGCGCCAAAUUCCUACCCGUCUUUGGUGAGGAGUUUACCAGCAUGGAUGGUACCACCCGCGGCUUUGAUAUGCUUCACUACGCUAUUGUCGACGGCAAGCAGGCCAGCCAGCCAGCCGUCUCUGAGGUCUGGACCAACUCAGACAUCAUGCUCGCUGACUUUAGCCACCCGGACCUUGGUGAUGACUACUUCACCGAGAUCCGGGCCCUGUUUACCGCACCGAUCACCGGAGAAUGGCAAUUCGAGAUCAGCGUCACCGGUCAAGCUUGGGUUUAUAUCGACGACAGACUGUUGGCCGAUCUAUCGAAGGAGCAGAAGCGGACCUCAUCAUUCUUUGGCAACGGAGGCAAUGGUACCGUGAUUACGUUCUCGAUUACGAAGGGCAAGGUCUACAAAUUCCGUCUCUUGCACGACUCCAGAAAACCGCCGCUGGCUCCGGGUCAGGACAGCCAGCCAUUACAGCUCAUCGGCAUGAAACUGGGCUCUUUCCCCGCUGUCAAUGAGGACCAAACGAUCGAUGAGGCCGUAGAGCUCGCCAAAGAGUCUGACAUCGCCUUGUUGAUGGUUGGGUUAGACCAGGAUUGGGAGUCGGAGAGCUAUGACCGACCCGACUUGUCUCUCCCGCUCCGUAUGAACGACCUCAUCCGUCGCGUCGCGACUGAAGCACCAGACACCAAGAAGGUCGUCAUCUUGCAGGCAGGCUCCGCCGUAUCCAUGCCAUGGCUGGAACAUGUCGACGCCGUCUUGUGGCCCUGGUACGGCGGGAACGAGGCUGGAAAUGCCAUUGCGGAUGUCGUAUACGGAACGGUCAAUCCUUCCGGUCGAUUGCCCAUCACCUUACCGAAACGGGAGCUCGACAUUGCGGCAAACCUCAACUUUAAGUCGGCACGAACCAAGACCUACUACGAGGAAGGGAUCUGGGUCGGCUACCGUCACUUCAACGCCCGGGGCAUCGAACCCCUGUAUCCCUUCGGUCACGGCCUCUCAUAUACUACCUUUGAUUAUUCCGACCUCACCGUGGGGCCGUCCGCAUCAUCUUCCCCUGACUCAUGGCGCAUCUCGGUUUCCGCCAGAGUCACCAAUACUGGCACGGUACCUGGUGCUCAUUCCGUCCACUUCUACACGAGCCCGCCCCCACCAACAAUGACUUCCCUCACGCAUCCGGCUGUCACUCUGCAAGCGUUCGCAAAGACCGCUGUACUUCGGCCCGGUCAGUCCGAGAGAGUCACCGUGGAGAUGGACAAAUUCGCUAUAUCCCACUGGGAUGAACUGACAUCGACAUGGCAAGCCGAGCCCGGGCAAUGGCACGUCAAGAUAGGAAGGGAUGCACAGACCAUGUGCAUUGAAGCUCCGUUCAACGUCGCCCCCGGCUUCAAAUGGCACGGGUUAUAG
Molecule: messenger RNA, 2502 nt
Organism: Aspergillus fumigatus Af293
Lineage: Eukaryota; Fungi; Ascomycota; Eurotiomycetes; Eurotiales; Aspergillaceae
Product: putative beta-glucosidase
Biological process (GO): glucan catabolic process
Molecular function (GO): beta-glucosidase activity
Source: RefSeq, a predicted model, not a curated record